Molecule: messenger RNA, 2195 nt
Organism: Moneuplotes crassus
Lineage: Eukaryota; Ciliophora; Spirotrichea; Euplotida; Euplotidae
Source: the annotation of a GenBank genome assembly
AUAAUAUUUAAUUAUGGAACCAACCAGCCAACCUAUUCAAAACAACAGCGCCUCGGAUGAUAAUGAAGAGUUUUUCGAUGAAGAUGAAUUCCACUCUUUUGAAGAUUGACACCAGAUGGAUUUGAGCAAGGCUCAAAGUACUGAAAGUGACUGCGAUGAAUUUAAAGAUGCCAAAUCUGUUAGGGAAGAAGAAAAUGAGAGGUAUGAAGAUAUUGCAGUCAAGAAAUCAAAUAGUGACAAGAAGCUGCCAUGUAUUAAGAAUAAUUCUGCCAAAUAUCAUGAGGAUGAAGUAUUGCAGGAUGAACUUCGACAUCUCAGUGCUACAUUAAUAAAUCGACAGAAGUCACUUCCGAAUGGACUUAAAUAAGCGCACUUUUACCGUGAUCAAGAGAGAACAAAACGAGGAGGACUACCUAGAUUUUCGGCCUUGUAAUGAAGAACCUGAUCAAGCAAUUACCAAACUAGAUAGUUUCCAGUCUUGCCGAGAUUUCGAUACAGCUGAAAUGGACCAAAUCUUGCUUGAAAAUCAAGAAGAAAUCGAGCAAAACUCUAAGGAAGAAGAAAGUCCAGCGGCCUUUAAUUUUGAAAGAAAUUUACAAUUUGAUUAUAAACCAAAUCAAAGUGCAAGGAGGACAAUUGAUUCUGCUAAUUUGAUUGAAUUUUCCAGAGAGCAGCAUGAGGAAACUAAAGUUGGAAAAAGCGCAAGGUAUAGCCCUCAUAAUAAGUCAGGAUCAACUCAACAUACAAGUGGCUACCAGAACGAUUCAAAGACCUUAAGCUUUGCUAGUUCCAGUGUCAAUAAGAAUGUUAGUUGUAGGAAUAAAUCCACUAAAGCAGGCGUCUCUAAGUUGAAACUCCCUCAAAUAGCAGAGGAAUAUAAUGAUUAUUGUAGAGAUGCAACUUUUACAAGCUAUUUAGGCAAGUUAAAUUCUCAUGACAAUGAUGAUGAGGAAAGCAAAACCUUUAGGAGCCACUCAAUGAUAUCAAUGGCUCCUUCUAAAGCUUCAGAUGGGAUAAUCAUUCCGACUAAGAAGAGCAAGAAGACUGAUACUUCAGAAUCAUUGCUAGAAACUCUGAGAUAUGUGCAAUGAAUUCAGUUCAGCAAACUUCCUACCUUAGUAAUGAAGUUCAGUGAGGACUUCAAGUAUUUAGCAACAGGAGGCCAAGAUUGAAUCCUUAGGAUUUGGGAAGUCCUUCAUCCCAGUGACUUUCAGAAUCAUUUGGUUCUGCUAAAAAGUGAACCAUUUAAGGAAUUCAAACAGCAUAAGAAAAGUAUUGUUGAUAUUUCGUGGCAUACUACAAACACAAAGUUUGUACUCUCAGCUAGCCUGGACAAAACCGUGAUAAUGUGGAACUGUGAGAAGGCAAUGCCAAGCCAAAUCUAUACCCAUUCUGAUAUUAUAACUUCUGUCUGCUUCAAGCCUAAUGAGGAUGUAUUUGCAACAGGGUCUUUUGACAAAAAUCUCAGACUUUGGAGCAUUAAACAUAAGAGAGUCAUCAGUUGGGUAGCUCAGAAGAAUGUGGUCUCCUCCGUCCAGUUCUCUCCAGAUGGAGAGAGACUUCUCUCAGGAACCAUGAAUGGGAUGUGAACAGUCUUCAAUACCAAGAUGAAUAAUUUGGAUAGCUUGGCCACUAUUAAUUGUAAAAAUCGAAAAGGCUUUUUCUCGAAGGGUAGGAAAGUAGUGGACAUUAAAUUCACCCGUGAUCGAGAAGCACUAGUUACGACUGCUGACAGUAGGAUUCGGUAUCUUGACAUCAAUCAUUCGGACCAGAAGUUCAAAUAUAAAGGACAUACUAAUAAAACUAUGGGCAUUAGAGCUAGCAUCAGUGGAAAUCUUAACUUAAUCAUGAGUGCUUCAGAAGAUGGAAAGAUAUACAUUUGGAAGAAUGUUGAAGUAGCAAAACCUAACUCUAGCUCAUCCUCAAAGCUAAAAGACCGUAGUAGCCAGUUUGAAACUUUUAUCCCUUCUGUAGAUAAAGAGGAUGCUCCCAGUCAUCAUCUCAAAAAGGAUACUAAAAGCAAGGGGUCAAAGCCAGUUUGAGCUAUUUUCGCUCCUCUAGAAAUAGUCACCAAAGCUAACUCUAAGCUGUGGAAGUGAGGUAUUGAAACUCGAGGGAUCAAGCAAAUCAUUUUAGUAGGUACUCUUGACGGGAAGUUAAAAAUAUUCCAUUCUGAGGUACCUUUACAACUUUAG